Brienomyrus brachyistius is the source of this 2808-nucleotide messenger RNA. RefSeq lists its product as uncharacterized. Gene Ontology annotation, biological process: regulation of T cell proliferation; T cell receptor signaling pathway. Bases 1222 to 1890 code for a protein of 222 amino acids. The record is from RefSeq and is a predicted model, not a curated record. NCBI's taxonomy places the organism in Eukaryota, Metazoa, Chordata, Actinopteri, Osteoglossiformes, Mormyridae. Gene Ontology annotation, cellular component: external side of plasma membrane. The transcript has 5 exons.
UGGCAUGAAUAAUGCAAUUUUUGAAUAUUAGAAGUGUAACAAGGUAGGGGUAUAAUCUCGUGUCACGAGAUCUCGCGAUAUUGGAACAUGAGAUUUCUCGUCGGACUGAAAAGCGGUCUCGCGAAGGAACUGCAAAUUAGCUGCUGUAAGUGUGUUGGCGUCUGAGUAAAUUACCAUAGUAGAUGCCCCAGACACUUUUAAAUCUCCUACAUGGCAGCAUUUCGGGUACCCGGCGGAAAAUAUAAACGGCCAAAGCGUGGCAGAAAAAACACGAACCAUCUGUAAGCAUCGUAGGAAAAUAAUGCCGUACACAGCGGCUAACGCUGCUACUAUGCAAAGCCAUUUGCAGCGUCGUCAUAGCUCUUUACUUAAAAUCCACUGCACCGGUGAAAAAAAACAUUAAAAAGGUUUUAUGUUUGUCAUUUAUAUUGUUUUAUUAUUAUUCUAUUUUAUGUUCAAUUGAGAAAUCAAAUAGGAGUGAAGCCUGUCUUUUGAGUUUGUGGUGAAAUAUUUUAUGGUGAUAUAUUUUGUUCUGUUCUUUACUGCAUAUGAUGAUGGUGAUUUAAAACGUUUCACCAUACAUCUGUAUUAUUUAGCAUUUUUUGUCUUUCAAAUUAAUCAUAUAAUAGGCUGCUUUCCAGUAAUAUAUUUCCUCCUUGAAGUUUUCCUUAAAAUAUCUCGUGGGCUAACCCAUACUGAACAUAAUUAUGUAAUUUUUGUUGCUUAGAAAUGUUUAAAUUGUUAGUUAUUGUCCAAUGUUGUUAAGCAAAAUGUAUUGAAAUUUUCAUAUAUUUAAAUAUGUUUUUGUUUUGUAAGGGUUGUUUUUCUCUACACCAGAACAACAGAAAAUGUGUUACUUCUGAGGCAAAUCAUACUAAUGAAAUGAGUAAAGCCACGUCGUCUUCUCAAUUUCUGCCUAAGAUUCAUGCUCCUGAGAUUUCUAAUAGGCAAUCUGUCAAGUGGGUCUUUGGCUGGAUAAAAAAAUAACAUGAAAGACAGCAUUCAUUGCGUGGUAAGGGGAGGAGAUAGUAAUCUAAAAAACAAGAAAACGAAAACUUCACCGUUUCUGCCAUUUCCUGUAAUUUCCAGAGUGACACACAUACAGGCAGAUGAGGUUUUAAAACAAUGGGGGAGUGACAUGUAUAGGGAGUUUUCCUGCCUGUCUCACAUCAGUCACCCUACUUACAGUGAAGCCACAGUGUCAUUUAUGCUCAGUCUAAAAUGGCAGUUAUGAUCGUUCUGUUGCUUCUUCCACUAGCCCUGGGUUCAAAAGAUGAGCUGCAGGUGAUGCAGCCAUUGUGGCAAAGUGUCAGCCCCAGUGGCGUCGCCCAUAUUCGAUGUGAGUGCACAGAGGAGGACAUGGAGGAUAGGGAACUGGAGAUAAAGCUGAUGAAGAUAAAUGACCACCAGUGGAGCUGCUCAGCCAAUAAGAGGACAUCCCCACACUGCUCGGUGCAGAAGGAGGGCAGCGGGGUCAUUACGUUCACCCUGUCACACCAGAAGCCUGACAGACACGACAUGUAUAUCUGUGAGUGCACUAGGUCGUGGCCUAGUCCUGUCAUCAGGCAAAAUGGCACUGGAACCGUACUCGUCGCAGAGAUACACUGUCCCAUCUUAAACUUCUGGACAUGGACUCUGAUUGGAGUGGCAGGAUUAUUCUGUCUUUGCAGCAUGUUUGUUACAUGCGCCUACAUAAAGUUGAGGGUCUUGCAGUCUGAAGAGACAGAUGAUUCACUAACCUAUGUACAGAUGCAGAGGAAGAGGCGGGACCCAGAGAACAAUGCUGAGUACGUCGACAUGCGGGAAGUGUAUUCGGUUGGCAGAGGCUCUGGAAGAGACAUGAAUUACAACUCCCAGCAGUUUCACUGUAUGUCAUACCCAAGCAAGUGAGCGCUUCACAUAAUUGCAUUCCUUACCAAGCACAUUUUGCUGCAAUUACUAUAGUCUGCAGUCUAGAUAUGAUGCCAUUAUACUGCCUAUAAUGAAACAUGAUUGUUGACAAAAAUGUAUAAACAGCUGUUGAAGUGCAAUGACUAAUUAUUGGAAUAGGAAUGUAUGAUCUAUGAUCACUGUAAAUAAUCUUUCCUGUUUAUUUUAAUAUUCUUAACCUGUAUGUUAAGGGUAAUACUGUCAUACGCACAUAUAUAAAUAUAUAUAAGGAUAUUAUUUCCAGAGCCACUAAAUGAAGUAAAAUAAAACUUCUUCUAAAACUAAGACUUUGAAUGUCUACAUAUGGUACCUAUGAAGGACACAGUAGCAAGAAAUUAGCAAAUAUAUCAAUAUAAAAUAGAUGAUGUAUCUAUAGAAAUAAAAUCGUGAUGUGAUAACUUAUUGAUUAGAUGUGAUUAGAUGUGAUUGUGAUAAAAUUGUGAUGGGGAAGCAGCAUGUGGCUCUGUGGGCUAAGCCUGUGUGCCUGUAAUCAGAAGGUCACAGGUUCAAACCCAGCCUCAGCCUGUGGGUCCUUGAGCAAGGCCCUUAACCCCCAGCUCUAUGAGAAAAGAGGAAGUUGGGGGAGGCAUAAAGACAAUUUCCCUAUGGGUAUCAAUAAAGUAUCAAUUAUUAUUAUCAUUUCAUGGAAUCCAGAGUGUCUCAUAUGACUUGAAUGUAGUUAAAUUUCAGUGGAACUUUCAGCAAUACAUUGUGUCUUCCUCCGCCCACUUAUCACACAUAUCUACUUUUUCCUUUGAUGUUUUUCACUCAUGUCAUUUCCCGUCACCACUGUGCUGACAUCACUAAGCGAUUAAAUUCCUUGAAAAGGCGUCUGUGAAAAGGAACUCAGGUUAUUGAAUAAAUGGUACAUAUUUGUAA